GCUUGGACAGCAACCAGCAGUAAACCCGAAGACUGAGAACUACAUACAUAUCAGAAUUUUAAAGAAACAAAAUCAAAUCUUUUGAUUGUACUCUGAAGAGACCCGCUGUGUAAUACUGCAUUGCUAGAUUUCGUCACAUUUCAGAUAGAGAGAGGUAGAGAGUGAGAAAGAGAGAGGGACUCGAAGAUUCUACUUUUAAAGUAAGAAUCACAGCGAAAAAAAAGCCAACAUGACUGAGAGUGCAGACCGUCGAUUCCACAAUCUGACAAUGGAGCAAAUUCAAACUUUGAAUCAAGUGCUAACAGAAGUAAUACCAAUACACGGAAGAGGCAAUUUUCCUACUCUGGAGGUCAAACCCAAAGAUAUCAUUCAUAUGGUGAAAGACAGACUAAUCGAAAAGAAGAUUACUGUCCGUGAUGUUAGGCUAAAUGGAUCUACUGCCAGUCAUGUCUUGGUCAAGGAGAAUGGGACCAGCUACAAAGAUUUGGACAUUAUUUUUGGUGUAGAGCUACCCAAAGAGGAAGACUUCCAAAUUGUGAAAGAUGUUGUCUUAGAUUGCUUAUUAGACUUCUUACCAAGGUGCGUUAAUAAAGAAAAAAUUACAGCACUUACCAUGAAGGAGGCUUAUGUCCAGAAGAUGGUAAAAGUUUUCACAGAACACGACCGUUGGAGUUUGAUCUCACUUUCUAACAACAGUGGAAAGAAUGUGGAGCUUAAAUUUGUUAACUCUUUGCGACGUCAAUUUGAAUUCAGUGUGGAUUCCUUCCAAAUCAUUCUCGAUCGUAUAUUGGAAUCCUAUCGAGAGUUGGAGAAAAUAAAGGCAGAAAAAGCAGCUAUAAAGCAGACCAGUAACCUAUCAAUCCAGGUUCAGAAAGCAGACUUGCAGGAUGAUACAUCUAACACUCAGACCAAUGACAAAUUGCAAAUCUGUGAAAAGCUCUCAAACAAUCAGGUCAGAGAUUUUAGAGACAACAAAGAAAAAGAACCCAAAGACAAAGGAUUAAAAGACUUGGGCACACCACUAGUUCAUAAUACACACUCAGAAAGCUGCAGCGCGGACACCCUGAGCCCAGAAUUAUUAACUAAAAAUGAUGUGUUGACAGCAAAUGGUGAAGAAUUGCCAGAGAAGGUACUUGAAUCCAUCUUGGAGGUAGACUGUUCAAAUAAAAUGGAAAAUAAAUCGACAAGCAAAGAGAAAAUGUGCGAACAGAAUGUAUUGGACAGAAAAAAAUUAUCUACCACCCAAAAAGGAUCACCAUGCCUAGAAAAAAAGGUAACUCCUGCCAAAAAACUGCUUGCCGCAAAAAAGGAACUACUUGCACAAAACAAAGAUGUAAAAAAGACACUCUCUAACAAGACGCAAUCAGAGGAGUCAGAGGGUACACCAGUUGAUGUUGUUAAAGCCUCAAAAAAUGAUUUGGAAUUACAAGAUGAAAAGUCAGCUAAGGUUAAAAAGUCACCUACUCCAAAAAAAGAAUCUCAAAUACAGGAUGAACAGCAUUUUCAAAAUAAAAUAUUAGCUAUUGAAAAAAAUGAACUGCAAACCCAAGAUGUAAAGCUAGAUCAGGUCCAGCCAGAGCCUGUAGCACAAACAGAACCAUACACCCAAGGUGAGCUACUAACGCAAGUUAAAAAACUGCCUGCCGCAAAGAAAGAAAUGGCCAGUCAAGAAGAAAAGCAAGUCAACAAAACAUCAGCCACUAGGAGAGAAUCUGAAAUCGGAAAGGAACAGCCAGCUCAGGUCAAAAAACUUCCCUUGUCCAAAAAAGAAUCUGUUACUCAAGAUGAACAGGUAGCUCAGGUCAAAAAAACACCUACCGUAAAGAAGGAACUUCAAACACAUCAAGAAGAAAUAGCUCAGGUGAAGAAACUAACUACCACGAAGAAGGAGUUGCAGCCUCAAGAAGAUAAUGUCAAAAAGGCAUCACCCACAAGGAAAAAUGGGCAGGUUAAAGAAGAUAAAAACACUCAGGUAAAUCAACCACCCAUGAAGCAGAAGGAAUCAACAACCCAUGAUGACACCGGGUCAUCUCAGGUUACACAACUGGAACCAGCAAAUCAACAACAACAGUGUAUUUUGGAUGAAAAGAUACCAGUUCUUUCAAUUAACGAUAGUGAAUUUGUAAAAGAAAUAGAAGCAGAGUCCCAGAAAUUACCGAAGAAAGAUAAAGUAGUUGAACAGGCACAAAUCUGUUCAGUAGAGCAUCAGGAAUUAAUAGAUGAGCCUAUUGAAUCGAUGGCUGAAGCAAGAGGAACAGUAUAUGAAACUACAAAAAUAAUAACUGCCUCCAUUGAGAACCCAACUGCCGAUCUGCUGUCUGUUACUGUUGUGGCAGAAAGUAUGUAUGGUGACUUUGAGCAGGCUAUGGACCACCUUCGUUACAGACUUAUUGCGACACGUAAUCCUGAGGAGAUUCGUGGUGGUGGACUCCUGAAAUACAGCAACCUUCUGGUCAGAGAGUUUAGGCCAGCCAGCGAAACAGAAAUCAAAACUUUAGAACGUUAUAUGUGCUCUCGCUUCUUUAUUGACUUUCCUGACGUCAAUGAACAGCAACGCAAGAUUGAGUCUUACCUUCGUAAUCAUUUCAUUGGGGAGGAAAAAAGCAAGUAUGACUACCUAAUGACCUUGAGACGGGUAGUCAAUGAGAGCACUGUCUGCCUUAUGGGGCAUGAGAGGCGACAGACUCUUAAUAUGAUUACAAUUUUGGCUCUUAAAGUACUUGGUGAACAGAAUAUCAUUCCAAACACAGCCAAUGUUACUUGUUAUUACCAGCCGGCUCCAUACAUAAGCGAUCGCAACUUCAAUAAUUAUUAUAUAGCUCACGGGCAACCUCCCAUCAUUUAUCACCCCUACCCUCUGCAUAUUCAUAUGCAGACUGGCCUUGUAUAGAAAUGAAAAAAGAAACAAACAAACACGGCAUACAUAUUAAAAUUGACAUGUGUGAGCUAAAUACAUAUAUAAAUAGAUAGACAAAAUUCAGGCCGAUACAUCACUGUCCUGGAUUUCUUGCCAACCAAACAAAACAGUGGUCAACAGUGCAUCAACUGCACGUCUGGGCCUCGUUCUGAAAAGCCAGAUUGAUUUGCUUCAGACACAUGGCCAGCUAAGUUGUAGAUUGCUGGCAACAAUAGAGAGAGUGAUCAUGAUAAAAACGCAGAAGAUCGGAUACUGAGGCUUAUGAGAAUGAUUACUCCAAUGGCCUGUGGAGAACCGUUCUACUUAAAACCAUCCAGAUCUUUAAAGUUUCUGCUCACAAAUUUUGACUAGGAAAUAUUUUCCUUUCAAAAUACUGUCAGUGUGGCACAGUUCCACAUAACCUAUUUUUAAGGUAUAUAACGGAAAUUUUAUUAAGCUUAAACAUGUUGGCUGUUCAGUCAACUAAAAAGAGAUGUGCAAUACCUGCUGCCAUUCAUUGAAAGCUAUAGUACCACUAUACUAUUUUAUGAACAUGAUCUAGAUGUUGAUAUUUUUUUAUCCCUUUUUAUCAAAACUAUGUUACAGAUUAGUGAGGGUUUAACUAAACUUACUCCGUAACACCACACAAAUGGAUGACAUUGAUUUAACAAUAAUAUUUAUUACAGUUAUGUGGAUAUCGAGCCAACAUCCAGUUCACAGCUAGGUUUGUCCAAACACAUUGUAGCAGGGCCUGCCAUGUGGCAGGAACCAUCUCUUAACAGGGUGCCAUUCCCUCUCGAGGCCCACUCACACUCACACACCCCCAUAAUCACUCAUACACAGCUAAUUUAGAGGAAGACACACACUCUUGGAAGUCAGAAGAAAAUCAAAGUGUUUGGAAAACCUCCAGCUGACAUGAAGAUGACACUUAAACAAUGGCAAUAGAAACAGUGUCAAGGCUGUUCAAAGCUAUGAAGCAGCAGCACUAACCACUGCGUGACAGGUAGCUGUAUACAUGAGAUAAAAUACAUUUUAAGUAUAAUGAAAACUAACAAUAUCACAUAUUUUAUUAAGAAGGAUUUAGCAAUGUCUAGCCUGCGAGAAUGAAUUAAACAGUUGUUAACAGUUUUUGUAAAACUUUGACUUGAAAAAAUAAUUACUAGAGAAUUAAUAUUAUUCUUUAAUACAUAUAAAUUAUAUAUAACAUAUCGUAGGUCACAAAUGACAGAUCACAAGAGAAAGGAAUUGCAUUUGUUUUUUAUGAGCUAAAUGGAAACCCAAAUGCCACAGUUGGUUACUGCUAUCACUUGGGGACCUCAAGGAUACUAUUAUCUUUGAGGUGGCCUCCUCAGUCCCUAAUUAGAUAUGUUACACUGCCAUACUGUCCCCUAUAACAAGAAUGCAAUUAAGUGUGGAUCAGCAAGGAACCUGUACUGAACACAUUUGAUUAUCAGCGGUAGGUCAACACAGUACAAUUACUGGCUUUGGCAUUUGUGUUUCCAUGGUUCUUUUCAACAAUGGAUUCAAGGCUUGCUUGCGAUGCAGCUAUUUAGAGCAAUGAAGCUCCAUAUUUAUCCAUUAGGUUUGAUGAAAAUGUUACUCAAUCAAGGUGAAUUUAAUUAUUUUGCUUUCUUUGCUGAAUGUCGGUAGGGUGGAGGAGAGGGUUGUAUUUUUCCACACAUUUUCACAUUGCUGAUGAGUUUCUGUCUUUUAUGUCAGAUAUUUCUGUGAUGCCCCAUUUGGUGAAAUUCCCUCCAGGACUUCUGUGGCUUAAUGAUGAUUUUAAAUAAAAUAUAUAAAAAAACAUAUGAUAUGAAGAAAAAGUUUCUAGCUUUGCCUUUAGUGACUGCAGAAGGCUACGUAAUGGGGCCAAAUAUUCAAUGCCAAGUGAAAAAGUGGAAAUGAUCACAAAAUGGACUUCUUAUUUCUCUUAUUAGAGAGAGAGAAAUGCAGUAAUUACUAUUAGUUUAUUAGCAUCCCUUUAAAUCCAGAUCAGCAUGUGUGUGUUUCUUUUUCUAAAAGGAAACAUUCAAAUUAUUCCAAAGCUGUUGUAUCUGGAUUUGAAAGGAGCAAGCAGUUCCUGAAGCUAAUUAGGGAAUAAAAACCAAAGAUGGUUUUGAAAGUAUUUCACACAAGUGCCUUCAAUACAAGAUCACAUUCCAAACAAAGGUGUAAGAUUGGAACUUGUUUUGUGAUUGUACUUUUAACUUUAUUUAUUUUGUCUUCAGAUAUUUUGCGUUUGUCUUUUCUGUAGCCUUUAUGUUAUUGAAAUAUAGUUUUAUAAAACAUGGGCGACAAUUUUUAUUUUUCUUUACCUAACCUAACGGAGAUCUUUACUGUCUAGUUUUUGCACCCUUUUUUAAACUAUGCUAUGUGGUUUGUUUUGAAACAGAACCUGGUAACAGUUUGUUUAUGACCACUAACCACAGAAUGAAAAGGGCUCACGAUACCACUAAUCAUGAGUAUAACAUCUGAGAAGUUAUUAUGGGUAAUACUGUAGGACAUUUUAGAGUUCUGAGAAAAUCAAAUGGCUCUGAGCAUAAGUGUUUUAAAAGACAAUGCAGUCAAUUAUGUUUACUUGUAUUAAAUUCAUUGUGUAUUAAAAAAAUGUGUAUUUCUAUUGAUGUCCCAGAAUACCAACAAUAUCAGUGAGGUUGCUUCUUUGACUUACUUGGUGUGGUACUUUACCUGAACUGUUGGUCACUUAAGUAGCCUCCAUACUUAUUAAUUCUGUCAUGACAAACAUGGGAAACAGAAAAACUGUGCAAAGUUUUUAAACAGUUCAUAAACAUCUGUACUAUAUUCUAAGAAUCUAAAAUAAAGUUUGUUACAGUACUUUAAGUUUAUU
Messenger RNA from Polypterus senegalus (gray bichir), 5744 nucleotides. RefSeq lists its product as uncharacterized. Gene Ontology annotation, biological process: mRNA stabilization. The coding region runs from base 230 to 2890 and encodes 886 amino acids. The record is from RefSeq and is a predicted model, not a curated record. Lineage: Eukaryota; Metazoa; Chordata; Cladistia; Polypteriformes; Polypteridae. Gene Ontology annotation, molecular function: RNA binding; poly(A) RNA polymerase activity. The transcript is spliced from 2 exons.